GGACCCAUGCCCAACGAAAGCGACAAGUUUUAGUCUUGCUUGGUUGCUCCAGAAAUUUAGUUUGAUUUUGAUUUUGAUUUCAUAUCGUAGUUUUUUGGACAGAAUAUAAUAAUAAUUAAGAACCAAAAGUUAAAUAUCAAGCUAAUAUUCUAACCAGUCACCAAAAUGGAAACUACAACUAGGAAUCAGGAUCAGUCGGACGACGACGAGCAGCUAGACUCAUCAUCGUCAUCAUUGGAUUCGGCAAUAGGACAUCUGAAAAAGAAAAAGCACAUUCGGUUGGAAGGGGAAGAUUCUGAUUCGGAAUCUAGAAGUUUGAACGAAGAAAUUGAGGUGCUGAAAACAUACUUCCAGGAAAAUGUGAAACAAGCUGCUGAAGAUCUUCACGAAGAAGUAGAAGCUGAGCUCACCGCGGAUUGGAGAAGUAACAUGAACCGGAUGGAAGAGGAGAUUAAAAAACUUGACGAGAGGAAAGACUCAGAACGACCGGCUGAUUUUAAGCUCAAUACAAGUCAGUGGACCGUACCUCCUUCAGUUACAUCGUCUUCAUCGGACUCGGACUCGCCCCAAACCCAAAAACAGACCAGCAUGAAGAGUCCUGGAACCAAGUUUAGAGGUUAUACCAUUCCAAUUAAAGAUAAAUUGCGCCCGUCAUUUGGUGGACGAUCCAAGGUUGCAGCCAGUGUCAUUCCGAAGAUAAAAGCACUUCCACCAGUGACCUACUGGGUUUCCACUCCUACAAAUGUUUAUGCUGAGGAUGAGCCGACGCUGACCCAUAUUCCAUACCUAGGAGAAGAAGUGCUGGCGAAUAAGAAAGAAGCUGGAAGGUUUAUAAAGCAACUUGUUAACGACACCUAUGAUAGUCAGGUGUAUGGGCAUGAUGAAGACGAUGACGACGACGACGCUGAUGAUCAACUAAAUAGUACGCCAACGUACACCCCUGCAUAUAAGAUUGAGAGCGAUGAACAGUUUAUGAAACUAGUGAACAAGGCGAUGCAGAUUAGUGGCGAACCUGAGGGUGCCUCUCCGAAACUGGAAAUAUUUGAAGCAAUGGUGAAACUGUAUCAGAUGCGUUGGAAACCGGAAGCAUUGAUGGAUCGAUAUAUGAGCCUUUCCCAAGAAGCAGCCAGCUGUCAAUUGUUCGAACCUCGACAUCCUGACUACUCGCCAAACAUUGAUGGACCAGAAGCCCAAUCCAUUUCGAAGGACAAAGCCAUGCAUUCUUAUCAUUCCUUAUUUUGCAAGAGAUGUGCCAUGUACUACUGCACGUAUCAUACGCCGGAGGAGCGUGGUGAGAUGCCAACUGAUUCAGAUGAUUCCAGUUCUGAAGAGGAUGCAGAAGAAGAAGAAGAAGACAAAAUUUGUGGUACUAAAUGUUAUCGGCUGGGAAUUGAGGAAAAGCCAACAUCGUCACGUCGUAUUACUUCUCAUACAACCGAAUGGACUCCGGCGGAGGAGACCUUAUUCCGAUCAAUUCAACCUUUGUUUAAAAAAGAUUUUUGCUCAAUGGCGGAAAUAAUUCUGAAUCGGACGUGCCAAGAGGUGUUCCAGUUUGCUCAAGGACAGAGUCUUCUUGAGGAAAAAAAGGAGUCGAACAUGGAAAGUGAGGACGACCCUCCUUGCUCCAGCAGCGGAAAAACUAGGAAAGCAAAGUCCAAGACUCCGCGAAAACCAAAGAAGUUUAAAGCUCCGUUAAUUGUGGAUUCGCAUGAGAAUAACUACAUCCCGUGCAAUCACUCUGGGGAAUGCUCUGUAUCUAAUCCGGAUUGCUGCUGUGCUCAAUCAACGCUCAAUUGCGAAAAAUUCUGCCUUUGCAGCGCCGACUGUUCGAAUCGGUUCCCGGGUUGCAAAUGCAAGGGCCAAUGUUCCACGAAAUUGUGUCCAUGUUUCAUCGCUAGUCGCGAAUGCGACGCUGACCUUUGCAAAGCUUGUAGUGCUCAUGAACUCGACAGGGAAAAAAUUCAUUGUAAAAACGUCAACUGUCAACGACGAUUUGGCAAGCGUCUCCUGUUGGGCCGAUCUUCUGUCUCUGGUUGGGGCUGCUUCCUUGCCGGCGGUGCAAAUAAAGAUGACUUCAUCUCAGAAUAUUGUGGGGAACGAAUCUCCAAGAAUGAAACGGAGCGCAGGGGAAUAGUCUAUGACAGAAAGAAAUGUAGCUUCCUGUUCAAUCUGAAUUCAGAUUAUGUGAUUGAUUCAACGAGGAUUGGAAAUAAACUACGAUUUGCAAAUCAUUCUAAAGGUGCGAAGGCGAAUUGCUACACAAAAAUUCUGCGAGUGAAUGGAGAUCAUCGGAUUGCUGUAUUUGCAAAGGAUAAAAUCGAACCAGGCACCGAGCUUCUCUUCGACUAUGGUGCCAAGGGAGACAAUAAACUCGCCAAGCCGAUUUAUGAUGACGAGAUGAAGGGUGGUGGUACAGGAAAGAAGAAGCCAAUGAAAUGCACUAAGAAAAACGCAAACUAGGAAACACAUUUAAAUUACACGCUUGCAAAUUUUCACAUUACAUUUGUUUUAUUUAGUAUAGAAAAGUAUUAGCUUUUCCUACUUCUGUAGUUGAGUAGUUAUUAUCUUUUUUUAGACAGAUUUCCUGACAUUCUACUUAUAAAAUUAUACGUAAUUCAAUCAAAUAUGAAACAUGUUAAAACUUAAAUAAAGAAAAUAUUCGAAAAAUAUAAGAACAAA
Folsomia candida is the source of this 2679-nucleotide messenger RNA. Its product is annotated as histone-lysine N-methyltransferase E(z). The record is from RefSeq and is a predicted model, not a curated record. Lineage: Eukaryota; Metazoa; Arthropoda; Collembola; Entomobryomorpha; Isotomidae. The transcript is spliced from 11 exons. Bases 166 to 2460 code for a protein of 764 amino acids. Gene Ontology annotation, molecular function: histone methyltransferase activity; protein binding. Gene Ontology annotation, biological process: chromatin remodeling.